UCUCUCAGUCUUCCUAUAUUGUUUUGUCCUUCACAUCAAACCCAUUAUCAAGGAAGACGAAUACAGACACACUCCGGGUGUUCUGUAUUUAUCACUGUCAUGGAUGACCUCUGUCAAAGUUCAAUUUUUGCUCUGGUUAUCUGAAGCUAUGGGGGCUUUUUGUUCGAGGCGAGGCAAUGAUGACAAAGUGCUUGCCCAGACGGUUGACCAUUUUGAUGAUAAUAAAUCUAAUAAGGAUGGCCAACCUAACAUGCCUAGCAAGCUCAAAACCUCACCUCAGAAAGUGGAUAACUUGCAAGAACCUGCUGAAAAUAGAGGGAUUAGUGCAGAUGCAAGUCCGGAUGAAUUCUAUGAUGGAAUCCCACGAUUUGCUGAUUCUUUUCUGCUCAAGUCUUUGUCAGUAAGGUCAAGGCAAAAGGUCUCAGAAGUGAGCUCACGUCUAGGGAGGGCUGGUACAGUUGGAUUUGGGAAGGCAGUGGAGGUCUUGGACAAUCUUGGUAGCAGCAUGACAAGUUUAAAUGCUGGCAGUGGAUUUGUUUCUGGAGCUUCAACAAAAGGGAAUGAAAUUGGUAUCUUGGCAUUUGAGGUUGCAAACACUGUCGUCAAAGGCUUUAAUCUUAUGCAAUCACUUUCUGAUAAAAACAUAAAACUUUUGAAAGAAGAGUUGUUUCUUUCCAAGGCUGUGAAAGAUUUAGUGUCAAAGGACGUGGAUGAGCUUCUUCAAAUUGUUGCGGCAGACAAGAGGGAGGAGUUGAAAAUUUUUUCUGAUGAGGUGGUUCGUUUUGGAAAUCGUUCAAAGGAUCCUCAGUGGCACAACAUGGACCGUUACUUUGAGAAAAUUGGCAAAGAACAUAAUUCCCAAAGACAAUCCAAUGAUGGGGCAGAAUUGAUAAUGCAGCAAUUGAUGACUUCGGUUCAAUUUACCGCUGAAUUAUACCAUGGGCUACACGCUUUGGAUAGAUCUGAGCAAGAUGGUCUGCGUAAACGUCUAGAGGAGCAAAAAUCAGGCGCAAGUCAAAGAGUUGAUAAGCACACAAUCUCGGGGGCAGGACUUAAAAGUCGAAAGAAGCAAGUUAAGCAUUUGAAGAAAAAGUCACUUUGGUCAUGCAGUUUGGAGGAGAUAAUGAAGAAGCUUGUAGAUAUUGCCCUUGUUUUGCGUUUGGAGAUAAACAAUGCCUUUGGCACUGCAGAUCGUCAAAAACCAGCAAUUGUAUAUGUAAACAAUCGCCAAAGAUUAGGCCCUUCUGGCCUUGCUUUACAUUAUGCAAACAUAGUGCUCCAAAUUGAUACUCUUGUUGCCAAAUCUAGUUCGAUGCCUGAAAACACAAGGGAGGGAUUAUACCAGAGCUUGCCACCUAACAUAAAAUUAGUUCUGCGUUCCAAAUUACCAUAUGUUCAUGUUGCAGAAGACCUCACUGUAGAAGAUAUCAAAGAGGAGAUCCAGAAAACAUUACACUGGCUGGUUCCAAUUGCCACAAACACAGCCAAAGCGCAUCAUGGUUUUGGCUGGGUUGGGGAGUGGGCUAGCACUGGCUCUGAGGAAAAUUUGAAGACCUCACGGACCAAUGCAAUGAGGAUUGAGACAUUCCAUCAUGCAGAUAAGGACAAAGUGGAAAAAUAUGUUCUUGCACUUCUCUUAGGACUUCAACGCUUGGCCAUUAAAAGUGGAGCCGCCAUUGAUGUUGUUGGAGUGAGGUCUGCAAUGAAGUCUUCUCAUCUGGCUCCCCCACGAAAACCACAUCAGCCAGCAACAACUGAUCACCCGCCGUUACUGACAAUCAGUGAGCAAAACAUGCUGCAACUUGUAAGCAAGAAAGUGUGGAUUAAAGGGUUGAGUAAAAGCUGGCAUUUUGAUAGGAUGGAAGCUAGGUUGAGAGAGAAUAGCAGACUCACCAAAAGUUGGAGUCUUUCUUCAAGCAGAAGCAAAGAUAUUUCCUUCAACAGGAUUUCAUCUAAGCUUCCUGUGAUUGAUUUUGGUGUUGACAGAGAGAGAGCAUUGGAUGUUAUAGACAGAGUAGAGAUAGUGAGGUAAAUAUUUCUCAGGUAUUCAUGACUUCCAUUGAAACAUUGGAAGGAUAAUACAAGGAGGCACAAGUGGGGCGGCUUCUCUUCCUUAAUUAUACCAUUUUGAUGCUGCAGGUAUUUUUGAGAGCCAAGCCAAAAUGGCCAUAUUCACCGGACGUGAUUGCUAAAUAAAAUGAAAGAUUUAGCCUUGUGCCAGAUAAGGAAUAGAUGCAUGAGCAUAUCAACCUAA
Messenger RNA from Neltuma alba, 2254 nucleotides. RefSeq lists its product as uncharacterized. The coding region runs from base 104 to 2032 and encodes 642 amino acids. NCBI's taxonomy places the organism in Eukaryota, Viridiplantae, Streptophyta, Magnoliopsida, Fabales, Fabaceae. Gene Ontology annotation, biological process: positive regulation of growth. The transcript has 12 exons. The record is from RefSeq and is a predicted model, not a curated record.